UUCGUUCGAACACACGUCUGCUCAGUCAAAGAUUAAUGAGUGGUAACUACGAAAAAUGGAAGCAUCGUUUGAGAAAUGAAGAAAACGAGAUGGGGGAGGGGGUACAGAAAAUCAAGUGAUGAUGCCUGGUGAAUGGACAGGUAUUGAACAAGCAGGCUGAUUAUUUUCAGACAGCUGCAUAGCUAAUGGUCUUUAACUCUGUAGCUAUGGAAGCAGAGGCAAGCCCGCUACACGUGGAGUUUCCCGACUUCUCCUGCUCCAUCCUGCAGAAGCUGAAUCGGCAGAGGCAGCUGGGCCAGCUGUGCGACAUCACCGUGGUGAUCCAGGGCCACCGCUUCCGAGCCCACCGGGCCGUGCUGGCGGCCAGCUCGCCCUACUUCUGCGACCAGGUCCUGCUGAAGAACAGCAUGCGCGUGGUCCUGCCCGACGUCAUGCUCCCCAGCGUGUUCGAGAGCCUCCUCCACUCGUGCUACACGGGCACCCUCCUGCUGCCCGCGGGCGAGGUGGUGGCCUUCCUGACGGCCGCCAGCUUCCUGCAGAUGUGGCACGUGGUGGACAAGUGCACCGAGCUGCUGGAGGGCAACCCGGCCGCCGUGUGCCGCAAGUCCGAGCCGGGGAGCGCCCGCCCGUCGCCGGGCAACAGCGGCUACGGCAGCCCGAGCGAGGGCUUUGACCUGGCGCCGGAGCUCGGCCUGUUCGGCAGGACCUCCGACUGCGAGGACGGGGAGGCGGAGUCGCAGGGCCGUUCCCCCACCUCGCCGCGGGGCGACGGGAGCCCGGGGCCGGGCCCUCCGGACGGAGAGGAUGGGGCCAGCGAGGUGACGGAGUACCGGUACGCCAGGCCGCGGUACAUCCAGCCCAGCAUCAUGCGCCACAGGCGCUGGGUCCGGGUGAAGACCGAGAAAACCGAGCAGGACAACUGCGACGGCUUGCCGGCGGAGACGGAGACGGAAGCCGCCGCCGAGCCGGAACCGCCGAGCCCCACUGGAGACGAGUUCGGGCUGACCCCCGGCGCCCGAGCGGAGGAGAAGCCGGAGGCCGGCCCUGAGGAGAGCCGGGAGGGGAGGCACCGGUACGACGAGCCGCUGGACUUCUACGGCGCGUCCAUGGAGGAGUUCUCCGGCGACAGGGCCGAGGAGCCCCCCGCGGGGCCCGGGGGGGACCCGGGCGCGACGGCGGACGGCCCGGAGCUGGCCGACGGCCUCCAGGAGGAGACGUCCCACUCGGGCUUCGCCGCCGUGGUCUACAAGCUGUACCCGUGCCAGUGCGGCAAGAGCUUCACCCACAAGAGCCAGCGCGACCGGCACAUGAGCAUGCACCUGGGGCUGCGGCCCUACGGCUGCGCCGUCUGCGGCAAGAAGUUCAAGAUGAAGCACCACCUGGUGGGCCACAUGAAGAUCCACACGGGCAUCAAGCCCUACGAGUGCAGCGUCUGCGGCAAGCGCUUCAUGUGGAGGGACAGCUUCAACCGCCACGUGUCCUCCUGCAGCAGGGCCCACCAGGCCAAGCGCGCCGUCGCCGCCGCCGAGCAGGCCGCGCCCGUAUGCUGAUCCGCGGGUGCCGCCGCCGGGGCGGUUCUCUCAAGCUCAAGGUAGUGAUUUCGGUUUGGCGGCUUGCGUUCACACCCUGAUCCAGAUUAAGAGUCUGGACCUUAGAUAUGCAGUGCCAUUAGUUUUGGGCUGAACCUGGUCGUCAGUUUUUACCAGUUUGCAAUACUUACUGUAUGAGACUAUCAUCAGCUUGGAAACCGCAGUCGGUCCCUUUUUUCUUUAUUUGUAUGUUUAUGUAGCUAUGCUACGCCCAUUUCAGCUCCAUCAUUAAAUCUAGUAGGCAUUGUACCUGAUAGGGAGUGUACGAAAGCCUCAGGCGUUUCUACCGAGUUCUGGGCAGUUUAUGUGUAUUUGCUAUAAUAGUAUGCUGCUAUAUUUCACUGGAGACUUUGUUGUGGUAACUUGCAGUAUUUCUGAGUUGUUGAAAAAUGUAUUUUUUUUUUGAGUCAGAUAUUAUAAAAAAGAGAACAGAAUGGUGAUCACUGAUCACUUCGAUCAUUUACGAUGAAUUUAAGUUUAUGUUAGAGAAGAACUGCCGGCUAUUUUCAUAUCGCUUUAUCAGUAGCGAUAAUAAUUAAAUAAAUAUUAAUGAGAUUGAGAGGUCAACUGUAAGUACAGUGCAUAUUAUGUUGCAUAUGUACAUUGUGAGUGUAAUGCAUUCAACAUUUAAGAAUAUCAUUGGUAUGUUAUAUUAUUAUGAGGUGCUUUAGGGAUAUUUAAACUUUAAUUUGCCUAAGCUCAGUGGUCAUAAAAAUAUGUUUGCGGUUACAUUACUGGUGUGUGUAAAUCAAGCUUAUGACUUUCUUACUACGGGUAUUGUGCUUGUUUUAUUCAGUAGUGAAGCUAUUCAUGCCAUGAAGCAAAAAAUGUAGAUAUUGUUGCUUGGGUUUGUUCACAAAAUCUUCAGAUACAGGUAUUGGGACCUUUGGGUUUGUAUUUGAACAAAUUUCACAGUUUUGACUGCUAUGAUGAAAGAUACCUUAUGUGGCUAAGGGCAAACAAUGUUAUUGGGGCAGUGUAAUGCAUUCCUUUUUAUACAGAAUACAGCCGUAUAUGUGCGUGGGCAUAAAUGUGUAUAUAUCUGGAAGUAUUUAAUAGAUUUUUUUAAACUAAAUUAAUAUACAUUUAUUUAUUAUGAGAGUACUAAUAUGGAAAUGUUAUACUUUUUUAUUAGGUAGUUUUCUUUUUGUAUAUCUAUGAAAGACAAUAUACUGGUGACUGUUUUAUUAUUCCAAAAUCCUUUGUAGAAAUAUUGAAUUUAAAUUCAUGUCUUACACUCUAUGCUAUGAUAUUCAGUCACGCACAAGGUCUAAGUGUGGUUUGAUUUAGAAAAACCGGUCACCUAUAGGAGCAGAUAUUAAAUAUCCAGCUUUUAGGGACUGUGUGCAGCCAUGGGGUUGCAGUGGGGUGAUGGUUCAAAGAUAGGAACAUUUAUAUACGUUACACACACACACAGACAUAGGCAGACAUGUAUCUAUAAUAUUGAUAUUUGACUAGUGCUAUUGAAAUGUCAACUUUGACGACAGUACAGUGUUUGAAAAGCAAAAAAAAAAAAAAAAGCAAAAACAAAAAAACCUUGGUGUUUUCAUGGUCUUUUCCGGUCUAUUACAAAAUAUUUGUUCUAAAUUAUCCAUUUGCUUAUCCAAAACUGGCCCUGUGUCUAAUGAUUAAGGGUGCUGUUUUUUAAUACUUGUCUAUUCAUUGUUGUUAACAGUGUUAAACAGUAUUAUUUAUGGACUUUAAGAACAACAAAGAGAGUGGACCAUUUAAAAAAGAGAAUGGACCAAGCCAGUACUUGCUGGAAAUACCACAGAUAAUCAUUUUUGGGGAAAUAUUUUGGACUUUUGACCUUAGGGCAGUAGUUUGUGUUGUGGUUUCCUUGGAUGAUUCUUUUAGCUCAAUGUAGGAGCAAAGUGGUUGGCUCCUGUCUUUAGUUUUAUUGAAGACAUUGUUUUCCAUUAAGAAUAAGGGGCUGUUCGAAUGAUUUUUAAUUGUUUUUUUUUUUCAAAGGGGAACCUUUGAUAUUUUGUAGCAUUUGAUGCCUUGUUCUAAACAAUUAAACUAACCAUUUUGUGUUUAAUUUGUGAGUGCACAGAACCCUGAGGUUUCACAAAGAUUAAUACUUGAAUACGUUUGUGUAUUAGUUAAAAGAGUAAAGGAUUGAAAUGAUGUUUGUUUUUACUUUUCUCAAAGGAAACCAAGGGUUCAUACUUGAAAAACCCAGGGAAAGUAUUUGGUUGGCCGUACCAAAUGUAUAGAAAUUGGACUUGUGAAGGGUGCAUCCCAAUACUCGAAAAAAUGUAUCCUCCUUUCCUCCACUAUCACCUCUUUUUCUCUGUGCCCCGGAUAAGCGAUCUUUGCAUCCUCCCCUCCCUCCAGUGUCCCAGUACUGGAGGAGACGAGCGUAGCAGCUUCAAACCCAGCUCCUCGUCUCCCCACGAAGGAUACAUCAUCGAUGUAUCCUUCCACGGAAGUCUUUUCACAUUUCUGGGUGACAUCAUGACGCUCAUGCCCACAGAGAUUGAAAGACCAUCCCACAGAAACUGACGCUAUCCAAACUUUAGAAGCGGAGAUGGCGGAGUACUUGAAUUUCCCCAGUUAUGCAAGAUAUUUAACCAAACUCCUGUGCUUCAGUAGAUUAUCACGCGUAGCAUCCUACCCUAAGGCUCAGUUGCCUACAAUGGGUAACAAAAUGCCCGUUUGUUCUUGUGGCUCAUUUUCAGCAAAUAAGUUUGGCAAUUUAAGUUGGGGCAGUAGGUUUAUUUAUUUGCUUGUACAUCUAUGUUGCUUAAAUAAACAUGACUGUAAACAUAAAUAACCAUGGCAGAUACCAUUAUUCAGUCUGUGAAUAUGCAUGAAUGAAUUUAUUCAAGUAACCAGUUCCAAAUGACGUAUUUGUUAUCAGAUGUUACAGUGGGAAACAAUUGUUUUUCAGUGUGAGCACUGAACAUUACGAGACAAUAACAAAUAUAAUAUGAAGCGAGAAAUUCUUUUCACUAAUCUACAGAAAUGUUUCUUAAUUAGCCUUCGUGAGAUGCAGUGAACUGGUAAUAUUUUAUUAUAGGCUGCCACAGUAUCUGAAAUUAUUAUAUUUAUGUAUACUAUGAGAUGUUUACUUUGAUCUAAUGUUGCUGAUUACAUAUUAGUGUGCUGACGCAAACCGUAAUGCCAGGUGCAUGUUUGUGUACUGUUCAUGCAACUACCUGCACUUGAAACUUACAAGCUAUUUUGCAGCUUUAAAUGGGCUGACCAUCUGCGAUUGGCAACGGGACUAUUUGUGGGAAUUAUGAUGGGGCUAUGUCAUUAGUAGUCGAUGUUGAAUUUGAUAACGGAGAAGCAGAUAAGCCAUUCCAAUCUUCAUGCCUGCCCAUUCCAAAUGACCCCUCGGGAACAAUAAAGACUAUCCAAUCCAAUUCUGUCCUCUGGUCUCCUCCCCUCCUUUCCUCCGGAUUCUUACGGGUAGGACACAAGUUGUAGUGGGGGAUUGGAGGAAAGGAGGUGAGGAGUGAAAUGCAUUGGGAAGCACCCAAAGACGGUCCACUCAGUAUGCUUUUUAAAUUAAUGUUUUUAUUUUGUGUGGCCAGCCAAUUUAGCCCUGGAUUUUAUUUCCAUGUUUUUCCAUAAUAAAAGUAAGCUCCUACUGAUA
Molecule: messenger RNA, 5196 nt
Organism: Anguilla anguilla (European eel)
Lineage: Eukaryota; Metazoa; Chordata; Actinopteri; Anguilliformes; Anguillidae
Product: zinc finger and BTB domain-containing protein 43-like
Exons: 2
Coding region: 186-1550 (454 amino acids)
Biological process (GO): regulation of transcription by RNA polymerase II
Molecular function (GO): protein binding; RNA polymerase II cis-regulatory region sequence-specific DNA binding; DNA-binding transcription factor activity, RNA polymerase II-specific
Source: RefSeq, a predicted model, not a curated record